Messenger RNA from Erythranthe guttata (spotted monkey flower), 7678 nucleotides. RefSeq names its product pre-mRNA-processing-splicing factor 8A. Gene Ontology annotation, molecular function: protein binding; metallopeptidase activity; U1 snRNA binding. Gene Ontology annotation, biological process: spliceosomal tri-snRNP complex assembly; mRNA splicing, via spliceosome. NCBI's taxonomy places the organism in Eukaryota, Viridiplantae, Streptophyta, Magnoliopsida, Lamiales, Phrymaceae. The record is from RefSeq and is a predicted model, not a curated record. Gene Ontology annotation, cellular component: catalytic step 2 spliceosome; U5 snRNP.
GACGCAUCCAUUCUCACUCAGUUUUUCACUUUUUCCCACUCUCUUCGAUCCACUGGGAGAGAGAGAUCGAGAGAAGUUCCCCUUUCCAAAUUUCCCUAUGUGGGGAAACCCUCACUUUUUCAAUUCUCCACCGCUACUCAAUUUCUGCAGAAUCACAAAUUUGAAUUUCGAGAAAAUCUCGUUUUGACGAAUCGAGGUUUUAUUGCUAGGGUUUUUAGGGUUUUAGUUCACUAGAAAAGCAUGUACAACAACAGCGGGCAGGAUAUGUGGAACAACAGUAUGAGUAAUCCAGCGCCGCCAGGGACGAGCGGGAGCGGCGGCGCCGGAGCCAUGCCGCCUAUGGCUCCUCCCGGAACUAGUGGUGUGCAACCUGUUCCGCCUCCACUUGCGACAGUGCCGCCGUCUUACACAGUUGUGCCGAGUGAGUCGCAACUUGACGAGCGAGCGAGGAAGUGGAUGCAGCUCAACACGAAGCGGUACAGUGAUAAGAGGAAGUUCGGAUUCGUGGAGACGCAGAAGGAGGAUAUGCCUCCCGAACAUGUUCGAAAAAUCAUUCGGGAUCAUGGUGAUAUGUCAUCUAAGAAAUAUAGACACGAUAAGCGUGUUUAUUUGGGAGCGCUUAAAUUUGUACCACAUGCUGUGUACAAACUUCUUGAAAAUAUGCCCAUGCCGUGGGAACAGGUUCGUGAAGUGAAGGUUCUCUACCAUAUCACUGGGGCUAUUACAUUUGUAAAUGAGAUACCAUGGGUUGUCGAACCAAUCUAUUUGGCACAGUGGGGUACUAUGUGGAUUAUGAUGCGAAGAGAGAAGAGAGACAGACGGCAUUUCAAGAGAAUGCGUUUUCCACCUUUUGAUGAUGAAGAGCCUCCACUGGAUUAUGCUGAUAAUCUCCUAGAUGUGGAUCCUUUGGAGCCAAUCCAGUUGGAGAUGGAUGAGGAAGAAGAUUCGGCUGUUUAUACUUGGUUCUAUGACCAUAAACCUCUAGUGAAGACAAAGCUUAUAAAUGGACCCAGCUACAGGAAAUGGCAUCUCUCGCUUCCGAUUAUGGCAACACUUCAUCGGCUUGCUGGACAGCUGCUCUCUGAUUUGAUUGAUCGUAAUUACUUUUACCUUUUUGACAUGGAGUCGUUCUUCACAGCCAAAGCCCUGAACAUGUGUAUACCUGGGGGUCCUAAAUUUGAGCCUCUAUAUCGUGACAUGGAGAAAGGAGACGAGGACUGGAAUGAAUUUAACGACAUCAACAAACUUAUCAUCCGUUCACCUCUCAGGACAGAGUACAGGAUUGCGUUCCCUCAUCUUUAUAAUAAUAGGCCCAGGAAAGUAAGGCUUAGUAUCUAUCACACUCCAAUGGUGAUGUACAUAAAAACUGAGGAUCCUGAUUUACCCGCAUUCUAUUAUGAUCCUCUAAUUCACCCAAUAACAAGUACAAAUAAAGAUAGACGCGAUAAGAAAAUCUACGAAGAAGAUGAUGAUGAUGAUUUCGUCUUGCCCGAGGGAGUUGAACCAUUACUGACCAGCACUCCUAUAUAUACCGACACUACUGCUGCUGGAGUCUCGUUGUUGUUUGCCCCACGGCCCUUCAACAUGCGAUCUGGUCGGAUGAGGCGUGCUGAAGAUAUACCGCUCGUGUCUGAGUGGUACAAGGAGCACUGUCCUCCAUCGUACCCUGUCAAAGUUCGCGUUAGUUACCAAAAACUGUUGAAAUGCUUUGUGCUGAAUGAGUUGCACCACCGUCCACCAAAGGCUCAGAAGAAGAAACACCUGUUUAGGUCCCUUCAAGCUACGAAGUUUUUCCAGACUACUGAACUUGAUUGGGCCGAAGCAGGUCUUCAAGUUUGUAAGCAAGGUUACAAUAUGCUGAACCUGCUAAUCCAUAGGAAAAAUUUGAACUACCUCCAUCUUGAUUACAAUUUCAACUUGAAGCCCGUGAAGACCCUAACCACUAAGGAACGCAAAAAAUCUCGGUUUGGCAAUGCCUUCCAUCUUUGUCGUGAAAUUCUGCGUUUGACGAAGCUUGUCGUUGAUGCAAAUAUCCAGUUCCGUUUGGGAAAUGUGGACGCGUUUCAGUUGGCUGAUGGGUUGCAAUACAUAUUUUCACAUGUUGGCCAGUUAACGGGUAUGUACCGUUACAAAUACAGGCUUAUGAGGCAGAUAAGAAUGUGCAAAGAUCUGAAGCACCUGAUAUACUACCGAUUCAAUACCGGGCCUGUUGGGAAAGGACCUGGAUGUGGUUUUUGGGCACCUAUGUGGAGAGUAUGGUUGUUCUUUCUUCGUGGUAUAGUUCCUCUGCUUGAAAGGUGGUUGGGGAACUUACUUGCCAGGCAAUUUGAAGGACGGCAUUCAAAAGGAGUUGCUAAAACUGUGACGAAGCAGCGUGUUGAAAGUCACUUUGACUUGGAGCUUCGUGCUGCUGUUAUGCAUGAUGUCCUUGAUGCAAUGCCAGAGGGUAUUAAGGCAAAUAAAGCAAGAACUAUCUUGCAGCAUUUGAGUGAAGCAUGGCGUUGCUGGAAAGCAAAUAUUCCUUGGAAGGUUCCUGGUUUGCCAGUUCCCAUUGAGAACAUGAUACUUCGUUAUGUCAAAUCAAAAGCUGAUUGGUGGACAAAUGUUGCUCACUAUAAUCGUGAACGUAUUAGAAGGGGAGCAACAGUUGACAAGACCGUCUGUCGAAAGAAUCUUGGAAGAUUGACCCGUCUUUGGUUGAAGGCAGAACAGGAACGCCAGCACAACUAUUUAAAGGAUGGCCCGUAUGUGACACCAGAAGAAGCAGUGGCCAUAUACACGACCACUGUGCAUUGGCUAGAAUCUAGAAAAUUCUCUCCUAUUCCUUUUCCUCCUCUGUCUUACAAGCACGAUACAAAGCUUCUCAUUCUUGCUCUGGAAAGGCUGAAGGAGUCCUACAGUGUGGCCGUCCGGUUAAACCAGCUUCAAAGAGAAGAGUUGGGUCUGAUUGAGCAGGCUUAUGAUAAUCCACAUGAAGCGCUGUCGCGCAUUAAGCGACAUUUGCUUACACAGCGAGCCUUCAAAGAAGUCGGCAUCGAGUUCAUGGAUUUAUACAGCUAUCUGAUUCCUGUUUAUGAGAUUGAACCUCUUGAGAAGAUAACUGAUGCAUAUUUGGAUCAGUACUUGUGGUAUGAAGGUGAUAAAAGGCACCUGUUUCCAAAUUGGAUUAAGCCAGCAGAUUCUGAACCACCACCAUUGCUGGUGUACAAAUGGUGUCAGGGCAUAAACAACUUACAGGGUGUAUGGGACACUGGUGAUGGCCAGUGUGUCGUGAUGCUUCAGACUAAAUUUGAGAAAUUCUUUGAAAAGAUUGAUCUAACCAUGCUCAACAGGCUUCUGCGUUUGGUUCUUGAUCAUAACAUUGCUGAUUAUGUGACUGCUAAAAAUAACGUUGUCUUAUCAUACAAGGAUAUGAGUCACACAAAUUCUUAUGGGCUCAUACGUGGUCUACAGUUUGCUUCAUUCGUUGUGCAGUACUAUGGGCUUGUCCUGGAUCUUCUGCUGCUUGGUCUUACCCGAGCCAGUGAAAUAGCUGGUCCACCACAGAUGCCUAAUGAGUUCAUUACUUUCCAUGACACUAGGGUGGAAACACGUCAUCCUAUCCGUCUCUACUCUAGAUACAUUGAGAAGGUGCAUAUUUUGUUCCGCUUCACUCACGAGGAAGCUCGUGACCUUAUUCAGCGCUAUCUUACAGAACAUCCAGAUCCCAACAAUGAAAACAUGGUUGGUUAUAACAAUAAGAAGUGCUGGCCACGAGAUGCUAGAAUGCGUCUAAUGAAGCAUGAUGUGAAUCUUGGUAGAAGUGUUUUCUGGGAUAUGAAGAACCGUCUUCCACGAAGUAUCACCACACUCGAAUGGGAGAAUGGUUUUGUAUCUGUCUACAGCAAAGACAACCCGAACUUGCUGUUCAGCAUGUCUGGUUUCGAAGUACGUAUACUUCCCAAGAUAAGGAUGACUCAAGAGGCAUUCAGCAAUACACGGGAUGGAGUUUGGAAUCUUCAAAAUGAGCAAACAAAAGAACGUACUGCAGUUGCUUUCCUCCGAGUAGAUGAUGAACACAUGAAGGUGUUUGAAAACCGAGUUAGACAGAUUCUCAUGUCCUCAGGUUCAACAACAUUCACAAAAAUCGUCAACAAAUGGAAUACCGCUCUUAUAGGUCUUAUGACAUAUUUCCGUGAAGCAACUGUGCACACGCAGGAGUUGUUGGAUCUUCUGGUAAAAUGUGAAAAUAAAAUACAGACUCGUAUAAAGAUUGGGUUGAAUUCAAAGAUGCCUAGCAGGUUCCCUCCUGUCAUCUUUUACACACCAAAAGAAAUCGGAGGGCUUGGAAUGCUGUCAAUGGGUCAUAUAUUGAUUCCCCAGAGUGACCUUCGGUAUAGUAAACAGACAGAUGUUGGUGUGACACAUUUUAGAAGUGGAAUGAGUCAUGAAGAGGAUCAAUUGAUUCCGAAUCUGUAUCGAUACAUUCAGCCAUGGGAGAGUGAGUUUGUUGAUUCUCAACGUGUUUGGGCUGAAUAUGCAUUGAAGAGGCAGGAGGCACAAGCACAGAAUAGGCGAUUAACCCUGGAGGAUUUGGAAGAUUCAUGGGAUCGUGGGAUACCUCGUAUAAAUACUCUGUUUCAGAAGGACCGGCACACGCUUGCGUAUGACAAAGGAUGGCGAGUGAGGACAGAUUUUAAGCAAUAUCAGGUUCUGAAGCAAAAUCCAUUCUGGUGGACGCACCAGAGGCACGACGGGAAGCUGUGGAACUUGAACAAUUACCGAACUGAUGUUAUUCAAGCUUUGGGAGGAGUAGAAGGAAUUCUCGAACAUACCUUGUUCAAGGGAACAUACUUCCCGACGUGGGAGGGUCUCUUCUGGGAGAAGGCUUCAGGUUUUGAGGAGUCUAUGAAGUACAAGAAAUUGACUAAUGCUCAAAGAUCUGGACUGAAUCAAAUUCCCAAUAGGAGAUUUACCCUUUGGUGGUCACCUACUAUAAACAGAGCAAAUGUAUAUGUUGGUUUCCAAGUACAGCUGGAUCUCACUGGGAUUUUUAUGCAUGGAAAGAUUCCCACUCUGAAGAUAUCUCUGAUCCAGAUAUUCAGGGCUCACUUGUGGCAGAAAAUACAUGAGAGUGUGGUUAUGGAUCUUUGCCAGGUGUUGGACCAAGAGCUGGAUGCAUUGGAGAUUGAGACUGUACAGAAAGAAACUAUUCAUCCUAGGAAGAGUUACAAAAUGAACAGCUCAUGUGCUGACAUUCUGCUCUUUGCCGCACAUAGAUGGCCCAUGUCGAAGCCUAGUCUGGUGGCUGAGUCGAAGGACGUGUUUGACCAGAAGGCUAGUAACAAAUACUGGAUAGAUGUGCAACUUCGCUGGGGUGAUUAUGAUUCCCAUGAUAUUGAGAGAUACACAAGGGCAAAGUUUAUGGAUUACACAACAGACAACAUGUCAAUCUAUCCAUCACCAACUGGGGUUAUGAUUGGACUUGAUCUGGCUUAUAAUUUGCAUUCUGCAUUUGGAAAUUGGUUCCCUGGGUCAAAGCCAUUGCUUGCACAGGCCAUGAACAAAAUCAUGAAGUCAAAUCCUGCGUUAUAUGUUCUAAGAGAACGGAUAAGGAAAGGGCUACAGCUGUAUUCUUCUGAACCCACAGAGCCAUAUUUAUCAUCUCAGAACUAUGGGGAGAUAUUCAGCAACCAGAUCAUCUGGUUUGUGGAUGACACAAAUGUGUAUCGAGUCACAAUACACAAGACAUUUGAAGGAAAUCUCACAACCAAACCUAUUAAUGGUGCCAUUUUCAUAUUCAAUCCAAGAACUGGUCAACUGUUUCUAAAGGUUAUUCACACAAGUGUAUGGGCCGGGCAAAAACGUCUUGGUCAGCUGGCCAAGUGGAAAACUGCUGAAGAAGUGGCUGCUCUGGUCCGGUCAUUGCCUGUUGAGGAACAGCCGAAGCAAAUCAUUGUGACACGAAAGGGCAUGUUGGAUCCCCUAGAGGUGCACUUGCUCGAUUUCCCAAAUAUCGUGAUCAAAGGAAGUGAGCUACAAUUGCCAUUCCAGGCUUGCUUGAAGAUUGAGAAAUUUGGUGAUCUAAUAUUGAAGGCAACAGAACCACAAAUGGUCUUGUUCAAUAUAUACGAUGAUUGGUUGAAGACUAUCUCAUCGUACACAGCUUUCUCUAGGCUGAUAUUGAUUUUGCGAGCACUUCAUGUCAACAAUGAGAAGGCAAAGAUGUUGCUAAAGCCUGACAAGACGAUUGUUACCGAGCCCCACCACAUCUGGCCUUCUUUGUCCGAGGAUCAGUGGGUUAAGGUCGAAGUUGCUCUCAGAGAUUUGAUACUGUCUGACUAUGCGAAGAAGAACAAUGUGAACACAUCUGCUUUAACCCAGUCUGAGAUGCGUGAUAUAAUUCUUGGAGCUGAGAUUACCCCGCCUUCCCAACAGCGGCAACAAAUUGCUGAGAUAGAGAAACAGGCGAAGGAGGCUAGUCAACUCACAGCAGUCACCACAAAGACCACAAAUGUGCACGGAGAAGAAUUGAUUGUGACCACUACGAGUCCUUACGAACAAGCAGCAUUCGGGUCGAAAACUGACUGGCGUGUAAGAGCUAUAUCUGCCACCAAUCUCCAUCUUCGUGUCAAUCACAUAUACGUGAACUCGGAAGACAUUAAGGAAACGGGAUAUACUUAUAUCAUGCCCAAAAAUGUCUUGAAGAAGUUCAUAUGCAUAGCGGACCUGCGCACUCAGAUUGCAGGUUACCUUUACGGUGUAAGUCCACCAGACAAUCCACAGGUGAAGGAGAUCCGCUGUAUCGCCAUGCCACCUCAGUGGGGUACUCACCAGCAGGUUAAUCUUCCAUCAGCACUACCCGAACAUGAUUUCUUGAAUGACUUGGAGCCUCUAGGAUGGAUGCAUACUCAGCCAAAUGAACUUCCUCAGCUAUCACCACAGGAUCUUGCUGCUCAUGCUAAGGUCCUAUUUAACAACAAACAAUGGGAUGGAGAGAAAUGCAUAAUUCUGACGUGCAGUUUCACUCCCGGUUCUUGUUCUUUGACAGCAUAUAAGUUGACCCCAUCUGGAUACGAAUGGGGCAAGAGCAACACCGAUGCUGCAAGUAAUCCGCAUGGUUACCUCCCAACUUACUACGAGAAAGUUCAAAUGCUCUUGAGUGACCGUUUUCUUGGGUUCUAUAUGAUUCCUGAUAAUGGUCCUUGGAACUACAAUUUCAUGGGUGUGAAACAUACUCCUGGCAUGAGGUAUGGUGUGAAACUGGGGACUCCACGGGAGUACUAUCACGAGGACCAUCGGCCAACGCAUUUCUUGGAAUUCAGUAACUUGGAGGAAGGUGACACUGCCGAGGGUGAUAGGGAAGAUACCUUCACCUAAUCUGUUUCAGAUAUUCGUCUGUGUCUUUUUGAUUUUGUUACAACAAACCAUUUUAAGAAAGCAAUUUUCUCGACUCUGUCUUUUGUAAAUACGUGUAUUCGGAUGAGAUGUGUCUUGUUGUACCGAAGGAUGUGAAGCGCUCAACAUCGCUUAUCGGCUACUUGUGAAAACUAAGGUUGAAUCUGUAGCAUCGUUUUGAAAUAUACCGUAGCUAAAAGUGUUGUCCGUUAUUGGACUUUCUUGUCAGGUUAUGUUUACAGUUCUGUUCUGCGAUAUCUGGUGACUGCGUCCUAUAUUAGAAGUUUAUUGAUUAGUUUUA